AUGGCGGGCAACAACAAUACCCCUCUUGGAAGCUCCAGCGGGUUGCCAUUCCCCACUCUCAAGAGAUCGCAUAUUCUACACUGCUCCUACCAUUACUGGCAUCCAAAAUACCGCUCCGUGACCCCGAAAGCUCGCCUCAUUCCCCUGAAUGAUGCAUUCCUCAACUAUCUCCGCGCAGACGGAAUCAUUUUACCACCGCAAGACGAAAAUCCCCCAGGCGCCGAUGACGACAGUGGCAUCUAUUCCCUAUCUGAUGAUUCUGAUCCGGACGAUGACGAUGUGGACCCUUCCAUACAAUGGCAAGAGAUACACGCGCAGAUAAAAGCGACAAUAGAGGAACUGGGUGGGAAGGUAGCUCCGAAGCUCAACUGGAGUGCCCCUAAAGACGCUACCUGGAUAUCCGCGACAAACGACAUGCAGUGUAGAACUCCGAAUGAUAUAUACCUGCUAUUAAAAAGCAGCGAUUUCGUGACUCAUGAUCUGGAGCAUGCUUUCGACGGAUGCGUAUCGGACACAGAAGAGAAAAGCGAUGGAGAGGUGGAGGUGGAGGUGGAAGAGGGGAAGGAAAAGGAGCAAAAACAAGCAGAACAAUCCCGCAUCCCUUACCACCUAGUCCUACGCAAAUACAUAACCCUAAACCCCUCCCUUGAAUUCCGUUGCUUCGUCCGAGACAGGAAGCUCCUCUGUCUCUGCCAGCGCGACCUUAAUCACUUCAAUUUCCUCUUCGGCCUUCGCGAUAACCUUCGCGACAAAAUCCAAACGUUCUUUGAUAUCAGGCUGCGCGACACAUUUCCGGACCCAGAUUUUGUGUUUGAUGUCUACGUACCGCCACCGCAUAAUCGUGUGUGGCUGAUAGAUAUUAACCCCUUUGCACUCCGGACUGAUCCCCUGCUUUUCUCGUGGUUGGAGAUUUUGAAUUUGAAGGUUCCGAGUUGCGACGACGAUGGGGAGAGUGAUACGGUGCGGGUUGAAAUGCGCCGGGGUGGUGCAGAGAGAGGUACAGAAAAUGGAAUCGGUGAUGAAGAGAGUGAAGGUGGUGAUGAGGAUGACCUCGAUGCCGCGACUACGUUCUCUUUCGUUCCCGAAUUCCGCCUUGUGGAACACGACGAUCCGGAAGCGUAUGGCUUCGCGACACCACGAUAUUCGGCGCAUAAGUUGCCUAGGGACGUAGUGGAUGCAUCGAGGAGUGGUCCUGGAGGUAUGAACGAGUUCCUUGGUCAAUGGCAGGACAUCCUUGCAAAAAGGAUACAAGAGGAUGAGGAGGGCGGAGCUUGA
This is a messenger RNA of Histoplasma mississippiense, 1275 nucleotides long. RefSeq lists its product as hypothetical. Bases 1 to 1275 code for a protein of 424 amino acids. The record is from RefSeq and is a predicted model, not a curated record. NCBI's taxonomy places the organism in Eukaryota, Fungi, Ascomycota, Eurotiomycetes, Onygenales, Ajellomycetaceae. The transcript has 2 exons. Gene Ontology annotation, cellular component: cytoplasm.